UAAAUGACAGUUUGUAAUUGUUAUCAACUGCGGGAUUGUUGGAAAACACUAGCAUUUUUUGGUCAAUUUAUUUCCCUCUUUUAUCAGAUACUGUUGGCAUAAUAUUUACAUGUAUAUCUUCUCAAGAUGAACCAGACAAUUAACGUAGAGCAAUUAAAUUCUGCUUUAAACUCCCUGAGAACUUUGCGUUCCAGCGUCAGUCAUGUGUUCGAAACUUUGUCCAACGGGCUGCGAGCAGACCACGGCGAAGACGGGAAAGACAAGUUUCUUCUAGAACUCCAAGAAUUACUGAACAAUGUGAACAUAAACCUUAGAGAUUUGGAACAAACUGUGAACGGACUGCCCAUACCUACAGCGCCUUUUAACUUGGGGAAUACGACAUACCUCAGCCAAGAGACCACUCAAGAUAGACAGGCGUUGUACACGCAGCUUGUCAAUAGCUACAAAUGGACGGAUAAAAUACACGAAUACAGCUCUUUUGCCCAUACUCUGUUAAGUCAAAAUUCUUUGAAACGCUCCUAUAUAAAUUCGGGCAGUACAAAAAGACGAGGCAAGUUGCAGAGUAACCAUAACGUGGCACCACUGCAGGUCGAUAAUGUCAUAAAUAACAUUGACAGGUCCUAUAAUGACAUGAAAAUCACAAUAUCACGACCAUUUGCAAGUAAUGCUGUAGUACAAAUCAAUUUAAGCCAUGUUCUAAAGGCUGUAGUCGCAUUUAAAGGCCUUCUAAUGGAAUGGGUAAUGGUGAAAGGUUAUGGAGAAACCCUUGACUUAUGGACUGAGUCUCGGCAUCAUGUUUUCCGAAAGGUGACAGAGAAUGCGCAUGCGGCAAUGUUGCACUUCUACUCUCCAACUUUGCCAGAGCUAGCGGUGAGGUCCUUCAUGACUUGGCUUCACAGUUACGUAAACCUGUUCAGUGAACCAUGCAAGCGUUGCAGCUGUCACCUGCACCACACAUCCCUCCUGCCUCCCGCGUGGCGUGACUUCCGCACUCUUGAGCCAUUUCACGAUGAGUGCAAGCAAUAGUCCAUGUGGUAUUGAAUGGGAUGGCUGUGAAGCUGUUCUCAUUCAAUAUAUUAACAGACUUUUAAAAAUGUGUUCAUGCGAACUGUUAGUGCCUCCCAAAUUGUUCUAAGAGGCUUUUGUUGAUUCUGCAAUUUUUGCUACAAAAGAAUACUAUUAUUAUAGAAAAUUAUUUGCCUUUUUGAACAGUAUUGGGACACAUAUUUAAUAGAUAAAUAACAGUGCUUGAAUUCAGCGAAUUAUAAUUUUAAGGUUGAACUAUAGUGCAGAGUGAAUGUUGUGUUGAAGCCAGAACAAUACAAAAAGAUGACAGAUAUUGCUACACAGACUGGAUUAUAGAUUUAUCAUCUUUGCAUAAGUUUUUGUAUUAUGAUAAAAAUGCUUAAUAAAAUAAUUAUAUAUCAAUGUACACACUUUAUUAUAUGGAAAUAAUCAGUAAAAGUCAAUUUACAGUAUUUAAUUGAACUUGUGCUUGCAAGAAUGGCCAAAUACUUUAUUCAAGGAUGUGGUCUUCAUACUCUGAUAGAGUUCCCAGUCUUGUUAAAAUCAAGUUUGCACAUAUGCCAUUCUUGUUCCAACUGCAGAUAUGACUAUAUUCAAUUCUAGUAUACUAGCUGCAAGUCUUAUGUAAAACUUAAUAUUUCUGAUAUAAGUCAGUAUUACAAUCCAUAUAGCAUUAAGCCCCUGAUUGUCACUCAAAAGACCGCAAUAAGAUUUUGAUUAUUAAUACGAAAUUUAAAUAAUUUUGUUUUGUACAAAAUUAUUUAAUACUUGGAGUCACAAAGACUUGCCUUGUACUAAAAGUGACUAUCAGCCUUUACUACUGUAAAUGAAUAAUUUACUAUUAUAAGGAUACUAAAUACAUAAAUGCAAUUUAUA
Messenger RNA from Manduca sexta (tobacco hornworm), 1902 nucleotides. It is a transcript of the gene MED27, whose product is annotated as mediator of RNA polymerase II transcription subunit 27. The coding region runs from base 127 to 1026 and encodes 299 amino acids. The record is from RefSeq and is a predicted model, not a curated record. NCBI's taxonomy places the organism in Eukaryota, Metazoa, Arthropoda, Insecta, Lepidoptera, Sphingidae. The transcript has a single exon. Gene Ontology annotation, molecular function: transcription coactivator activity. Gene Ontology annotation, cellular component: mediator complex. Gene Ontology annotation, biological process: regulation of transcription by RNA polymerase II.